Dioscorea cayenensis subsp. rotundata (Guinea yam) is the source of this 3520-nucleotide messenger RNA. RefSeq lists its product as uncharacterized. Gene Ontology annotation, molecular function: snoRNA binding. Bases 95 to 3520 code for a protein of 1141 amino acids. Gene Ontology annotation, biological process: maturation of SSU-rRNA from tricistronic rRNA transcript (SSU-rRNA, 5.8S rRNA, LSU-rRNA); positive regulation of transcription by RNA polymerase I. Lineage: Eukaryota; Viridiplantae; Streptophyta; Magnoliopsida; Dioscoreales; Dioscoreaceae. Gene Ontology annotation, cellular component: small-subunit processome; 90S preribosome; t-UTP complex. The transcript is spliced from 27 exons. The record is from RefSeq and is a predicted model, not a curated record.
CUCCCUCAUAAACCCUAAACCCUGUGCCUCGCUGCCGAGCGGCAACGGCGACGGGUUUCGUCUUCAUCGUUCGAUCCCUCUCCAAACCCUAGCAAUGGCGACCGCCCUUGCUUCUCAAAUCCGGGAGAUCAAAGCGGUCCUUAGAGGCAGAGAAGACCCUCUCCGUAGACCCAUCACUCGCCCCUCUAUCAUCUUCGAUCCCAAAGAAGCUGCCGAUAUCGACCUCCGAACUAUCCUCUCCUUAGCUCUUUCGGGUUUGGAUGUUCUUAACGAAUUGGAUAGUAGAUUCGGGAAGUAUAGGAAUACGCUUUUUAGUCACACGAGCCUUGAAGUAGAUCGUGAAAAGAUGGUUCCCAAAGAGGAGGAGAAGCUCAAUAUUUCUAUCCGUUCUUAUCUUCGUCUGCUUUCUGGGCACUUGCAAACCCCUGCGGCCCUGAAGACUCUUGAAUACCUUAUACGACGAUACAAAGUUCAUGUCUUGGAUGUAGAUGAACUAAUUCUAUGUGCACUGCCUUAUCAUGAUACCCAUGCUUUUGUUCGGAUUGUUCAAUUACUUGAAUUGGGAAACUCAAAGUGGAUUUUUCUGGAGGGGAUCAAGACAUCGGGGGCACCUGCUCCGAGGAAAGUUAUAGUGCAGCAGAGCAUUCGUGAUAAAGGCAUUUUGGAGACAAUAUGCAAUUACGCAUCACCUACUAAGGAGUUCCAGCAUUCAAGACCAGUGAUUUGCUUUUGCACUGCAGUCAUUGUAGAGGCUUUAGGUGGCAUUCCUAGGCUUGACACUGAUACAGUGAAAAGGGUUUUAAAUUUUGUGUUUGAUGGGCUUAACCCUGACAUGAGGGGUAGCCAGGAUCACAAGGCUGGUGCACUGAUGGUUGUGGGUUUAUUGGCGACUAGAGCAACGCUAGCCCCUAAGCUUGCUCAAAAUUUAAUCCUCUUUGUUGCAAGAGUAGCUCAACAAGACUCAAAGCAGUCACCAGAUCUAUCUUGGCUACGAGUGGUGGUUAUGGCCAUGGUUAGCCUUGUUCAGGCACAAUCAACUCAAAUGUUCCCGAAGAAGACAAUUAUGAUUUUAAGGGAUAUCAGGGAUUUUGCUGCAAUACUUUCUGGAUUGUUGCUUGACUUCAAGAUUCAGAAGUUUUUGUGUCUCUACCUAGAAGCCUUGGUCGAUUACAGUACGUCAGAUGAUUCUUGUCGUCUUACACUAGUUGAAACUAUGGAAAGUCUUCCUCUGAAGGAUUUUGUUGAAAGGAUUGUGUUUAAGGUGCUUGGAUUUUGCAUCAAGUUAUCUCGGCAAGUGGACAGCUCUAAACUACAUGAUGCAGGUAUUUGGGGGAAGCAGAUAUUGCUUGUUAUUGGUAAUUAUUAUCCAUGUGAGCUUCAAGCAGCUGUUUGUAAAUAUCUUGAGAAUUCAAUGAGAAACUCUACAGAGGAGGAAUCAGUUUUUGAUACUUUCUGCCUUAUGUUUGAUGGCCAAUUGGAUUUACCACAAAGCAUAUCCGAUUCAAAAGUUUGGUUCUCGCUUGAACACCCAAAGGCUGUGGUUCGUCAGGCUACUCUAUCUCAGAUAGCUAGAACUGGUAUCAUCAAGGAGUUUGCAGAUACACCACAGAAGCUUAUAAAUGUACAAGAUGCGAUUGUGCGACGGCUUUAUGAUGAUGAACUUAAUGUGGUCCAGGCAGCUUUAUCUGUUGAUGGAUUAUCUAUUUUGAUCGAUCAUGCAUGCCUCUUUAAAGCUUAUCAGGAUAUCCUUUCUAGAUGUGUCCACAUAAUAGAAAAAUCUACCUCUAAAUCAUCUCAGGCUACUGAUGUUGCUAUAUUAUGCCUUGUCCACCUUGUCACGGAUUUUGGUUCUCACUUGGAUUAUUCUAAAGAAGUUGCUACAAUUCUGUUUCCUUUCCUUCUUGUUUUACCCAAGACGUGGAAGGUCUCUUUGAAGGCAUUGGAAUUAGUUAAGCAAGUUAAAUGGAAAUUCUAUUGUGAUAAACUCGUUGAACAUGAUCCAGUAUCUUGUGAGCGAAUUAAGGGUUGGGACGCUGAUUAUGUCACUACAAUUAAUUCAGAGACCAUUGAAGCACUGGCGAAUGCUUUGCUUUCAAACCCACAAGACCACAUUCAGUGGUUGGUAAAUUCCAGCAACACGAAUAAACUUUCCAGGAUUCUGUUUUUAUUGGUUAUUUUGAAGGCAUUGAUGAUCUGUAAAGAAGUUAAUGGCAGUUUUUUCAAACUACAUAAAGCUUGCUUUCCACCUUUGGUAAAUGAGUGGCGUGAAAUGGAGUCUAGGAGAAUCAUUCUUCUGUCUGAAGAGUUCUAUAUGGAAAAAUUUGAUAAAGUCUGCAGUGGAUUUGUGGAUCAGUUGUUUAGUGCUGAUCUGGAUGCCAUGAAUUCCAAGAUUAUGGUUUGCAUAUUUUGGAGUUUAGUGCAAGCAUGUGCUGAAGCAGCUCACCAAGAUUCUUCGGAGUAUUGCUGUGACCAGAUACUUGAUGAGCUUUUCCUUUUCUUCGCAAAUUCACCUUCAAGAAAUGUUUUUAGGAAACAUCUUCAUUUUCUUGUCACAAGAUAUAACAAAGAUACCUUUCAAUUGCUUUCAAAAUAUUUCACUGAUGAAGGAUUUCCGGAAGAAGUUCAAAUUGAGAGCCUCGUUUCUGUCUCUGCUAUAUGUUCCAUGCAUACGUCACCAGAUACAAAUAUGAAGGAGAGCAGUCCUCUGCAAUUGUUAUUUGGAUUUUCUUCCCUCCUGAUUCCACUUUCUAACAAAAAUAAGGAUAUACGAGCUUCUGCAGUGAGCUGCACAGAAAACCUCCUUAAGUUGUGGCGCUCCUUUGAUGUCUCUCGUUUACGCAAUGGGAAUGAUAUGAUGCUGCCUCGUGGUAUAUCCACUGCAAUUUUUGGGGAUUUUUUGGAGUCUAUAGUCAAUCAAAAGAAGCUGAUAAUAUCAGAUGUGGAUUUUCUCUCAUCAUUUUUAACAUCCAUGCUGAGUCCAUGUCCAGAUACACUGCGGGCACCGGAGAAUAUUAAUAAAAGGUUUGAUCAGUCGACGAAGGAUGGCAUAUUAUUCUUUAUUUUGAGUUCUGCUCUUGAACUGUCUUCAUAUGGGAAGCUAGCAGUAUUCUCUCUGCUUAAAGGAGUGGGAAGUGUUAUAUUUCACGUUGAAGGACUCAAACUGCUGCUGUUUGAACUUUUGGAAAGACGUAAUCAAUACUGCAUUACACACCAAGCCCUGCCAACCAUUGAAUCAGAGACCUUGUGUUUGCUUUUGGAGGUUUUUCUUUCAAGUCCAAGCUCUGGACAGUAUGAUGCUGACAUCGGCAGUUCUCUUAUUAAAUCUUUAAAAGUGGAUGGUUUGUCUUCAGAAGAUCCAGCUGGCCCUUCAGCACGUAUGUGUGACUGCCCUGGACAAUCUCAUGCAUGUACUUUGUACAAUCAUUUGAAGGCUGAUGUGCAGUAUGAUGUGUUCAGUUGCAAGUGGAGGAAUGGUUCAGGGCUGAGGUUCAAGGCUGGGGUCUGGAGUGGCUGGCUGUGA